Hylaeus volcanicus is the source of this 2578-nucleotide messenger RNA. It is a transcript of the gene Ef-1a-f1, whose product is annotated as elongation factor 1-alpha. The record is from RefSeq and is a predicted model, not a curated record. Gene Ontology annotation, biological process: translation; translational elongation. NCBI's taxonomy places the organism in Eukaryota, Metazoa, Arthropoda, Insecta, Hymenoptera, Colletidae. Bases 231 to 1616 code for a protein of 461 amino acids. Gene Ontology annotation, molecular function: GTPase activity; translation elongation factor activity; GTP binding. The transcript has 5 exons.
GCGCACACUCGCUCGGUGGCUCGUAUUUUCGACGUGGCCCGCGUGUCGCCCGUUCGCGGAAUCAAUACCCUUCGAGAGUGCCGGUCUUCGUUGACACGUAAAUAUUAAUCGUCCGCCCGAUAUACGCGUCGAUAGUCGAACCGGAUCCUCUUCGCAUUGAUGCAGCUUUGUCGCGACUCAUUGUGGCUUGUGGUUUUACUAUAUUGUAACAGGUGGACUAGAGUGUCGACAUGGGUAAGGAGAAAAUUCACAUAAACAUCGUGGUGAUAGGCCACGUCGACUCGGGCAAGUCGACCACUACCGGACACCUAAUUUACAAAUGCGGUGGUAUCGACAAACGUACCAUCGAGAAAUUCGAGAAGGAGGCCCAGGAGAUGGGCAAGGGUUCGUUCAAGUAUGCCUGGGUCCUGGACAAGCUCAAGGCUGAGCGCGAGCGUGGCAUCACGAUCGACAUAGCUCUCUGGAAAUUCGAGACUGCCAAAUACUAUGUCACGAUUAUCGACGCCCCGGGUCAUCGUGACUUCAUUAAGAAUAUGAUCACAGGAACCAGCCAGGCGGACUGCGCAGUGCUGAUAGUAGCAGCUGGUAUAGGCGAGUUCGAGGCUGGCAUCUCAAAGAAUGGUCAAACUCGCGAACACGCUCUACUGGCAUUCACAUUAGGUGUGAAGCAGCUGAUCGUGGGGGUGAACAAGAUGGACAUGACCGAGCCACCAUACUCUGAGAGCCGUUUCGAGGAGAUCAAGAAGGAGGUAUCGUCCUACAUCAAGAAAAUCGGCUACGUCACCGCGUCAGUUGCUUUCGUACCGAUUUCUGGUUGGCACGGCGACAACAUGCUCGAACCCUCGCCAAAGACACCCUGGUACAAAGGGUGGAAGGUGGAGCGUAAAGAUGGUAAUGCUGAUGGCAAGACGCUGAUCGAGGCCUUAGACGCCAUUUUGCCACCGUCCAGGCCUACAGACAAGGCUCUUCGUCUGCCUCUUCAGGAUGUUUACAAGAUUGGCGGUAUCGGCACCGUACCUGUCGGUCGCGUGGAGACGGGCAUUCUGAAACCAGGUAUGCUGGUGACUUUCGCCCCAGCAGCGUUGACCACCGAGGUGAAAUCUGUGGAGAUGCACCAUGAGGCCCUGACGGAGGCCCUGCCAGGCGACAACGUCGGCUUCAACGUGAAGAAUAUCUCUGUGAAGGAGCUGAGACGCGGCUACGUGGCUGGCGACUCCAAGAACCAGCCACCUAGAGGGGCAGCGGACUUCACAGCUCAGGUGAUCGUCCUGAACCAUCCUGGACAGAUCAGUAACGGGUACACGCCCGUUCUCGACUGUCACACCGCCCAUAUCGCCUGCAAAUUCGCGGAGAUCAAGGAGAGGUGCGACCGUCGUACGGGCAAGACCACCGAGGAGAACCCUAAAAGCAUCAAGAGCGGGGACGCCGCCAUAGUGAUGCUCCUGCCGACCAAACCGAUGUGCGUGGAGGCGUUCCAGGAGUUUCCGCCGCUGGGUCGCUUCGCUGUGCGCGAUAUGCGUCAGACAGUCGCCGUGGGCGUCAUCAAGAGCGUCACUUUCAAGGAUACCCAGGGCAAGGUCACAAAGGCCGCGGAGAAGGCCCAGAAGAAAAAGUAACCAUCAAGCUUCCUCGGAAGCUCGCAGCCCGCCGGCUGUCGCCCGACGAGCGUCUCCGCGAAGGGAGCCUCAUCCAGGAUGCAGUACACGGCGGCUGCCCCAUUCAACUCAUACUCAACUACUAAUACAAAACGUGAAAAGAUGUUGUGCUUACCCCCGUUACAUUAUCCGGUAGUAUUGAAUCCGCGCAUCUAUCCGAACCUGCACAUUCAGUUCACCCACGCCCCGCGCACGCCCCACAUAUGCUAGGUGGAAUUCUUACGUUUUUACAACAAUUCUUACAUUGACGAAUAUGUGUCCAAUUACAGGUAAUACUCAGUUCCCUUGGACUCUGUGUAGUUAGGUUUUUCAAUUAAAUAUACAUGUACACCGAAGACGUUUACGGGAUGUCGCGUAACGACUACCAGCACGCGAGAACGAUAACGAGGCAGCGGCUUUUGGCCAUCAUCGUCGACCACACACGACUUGAAACUACACAUACACAUACAUACACACAUGUGUACACGCUUGCUUCGAUACGUCGAACAUUAUCCGCGUCGAAUAUCGAGUCGCAAUCAUCCUUCCUGCGCGAUCGGCUAGCUCAACCCGCCAUGACAAACGGACACCCUCACCCCUCCGCUGUCUCGCAUCCCUGACAAUUUUUUAAUCGAUUCGUUUCAAAGGAUUCGUUAAGGCUGAUUUCGUUGAAGACUUAGUUGCCUCGCCGCGAAUAAUUUUAUUACUCGUAUAAGAAUGUAUUUAUCUCUAGUUAGGGAUCAUUAGACUGUGUUCCCCGUCCCUUUUGCGACUCGUGGCUGAGCUCGCUGGUGAUAACAGUGAGAUUAUAGUCCCCUUGGCGAGCGAGCUUUCACGCACGGGUCGCCUGUGUUAAUCUGGAAAUACCCCUGAUAGACGCGUUCUACGAUUGUUUUGACCCUUAGCCAGUAUUAUGUUGAUGUAAUAAAAAAAAAAUUUUAAUUGCA